Haemonchus placei is the source of this 1314-nucleotide messenger RNA. The record is from the annotation of a GenBank genome assembly. NCBI's taxonomy places the organism in Eukaryota, Metazoa, Nematoda, Chromadorea, Rhabditida, Trichostrongylidae.
AUGUCUGUCUCAUUGGUUCAGUCUGUUCGGAUUCGUGAAAGGAUAUACCAAGUGAAAAAGCAAUGCCGUCGCCUGGAAGCCAUGAAACGUGUCGCACUCCAUGUACUGCACCGGAGUACUGGCACGCACGAAAUUCCGCCACUUGAGAUUGUUGAUGAGGAUCCCGCUCCGUCGUUUCUAGAAUCUGUUCGUAAACAGCAGCAAUCUUCUCCAGAAACACUACGUAAAAAGUCAAAGCGGCCUUCUCGCUGUAAAGCUGAUGACAAGUUGACACCCGAGGAGGAGGAGCGUGCAAAGCAAAAGAUAUGCAGCAUCAUCGACAGCGUGUACAGUGAAACGGCGAAAAGGAUGGGCGAGAAACCGAAGAGGGAGAUGUGCAGCGAGAAUGCUAGGGAAUCAUUAAAUCAGUGCCAUUAUCGAAGGUUGGUGUCUCGUAGGCUAUCAAUCAGUCAUCGUAAAUCAGAAGAAGAAAAAAAGAAGAAUUACUGCAAUAUAUUUGGGGAUCAAGUUGCCAAUGAUGGUUGCCAGGCGAGCGGUUCACCUGCACGCUCCAAUGAGCGUUCUGAUGCUAAUGUGGAGGAGAACGAAAUGGCAAUAUCACCGACUGUUUCUCUCGGCGAAACCAAUCGGAACCCAUCUAUUAAGUCCACAUUUAACAAUUUACUUCUUGAACAUCACCUGCGACCCACUGUUUGCGAAGGGCGUGUCAACUAUAGUGACACUGUCGAGCAAGCGCCAAUAUGUGACAAGAGUUUGGUGAGUAACAACUACGGAUUUCUGGGUGCAAUUCAGCCGCUGAACUACACUGGGAAACUCAUCGCGGCAUUCACUUCUAACAUAAGUAGCACUGAUCUCUCUAUGGAUUGCGCACCAUUACAGAGAAAAGCAGAAGCCUCUGCAGUACACACUAUUGCUUCCACCUAUGCUAAUAAUGCAUCGGUAAUCAUGAGUUGUAACGAAAACCUUGAUCGUGCAAGGAUGCUAUAUUAUCCAAAGGAAGUAACACCCAGUAGAUUUUUGACUGCCCCACCGACAGAGUUCAGGGAAGGAUCUGAUGAAGCUUCAGAGAAAGUCGAAGUUUCGAAGUCUUCGGUCGAAUUCCUCGGCGCCAUGCAAACGGCACUUGUGAGCAAAAUGGUUUCACUAGUGCCGUCUGACGAAGAAAGGGUGUCCACUGUAAACUGGUCCAGCAAACAAAAGCCUUUGCUGGAGCAAGUGAGUAGCGGCUUACCCCCUCCAAAUUACAUUCCGUACAGGAUGAUUGCUGUUGAAAACGUGCCAGUCGACGUGAUCGCGAUCGGCUCAUCUGGGUGA